CACGCUCUCGGUGUCAGCCAAUCGACGGGGAGCUCUCUGGCGGGCGGGGGAACCCAUGGAGUGCCUCCCACAGCCACUGGAGUUAUUGCUCAAUCUUCUGCAAUUGCUUCCGACACUCAGACCACGACCCACACUGUGGCAGGCACCGUUUCCAGCAACGGUCACACAGUUACCUCUACUGUAGGUGAUGCCAUCAAGGCUGAAGCAAAUGCACUGCGCGCGAAGAGUGAGUGCCAGAGGAAAAACGGCGGCAAGCCUUGCAAGCACUGACACGUGACCGGAGCCAACCGCGGCAGCAGCUGAGACGCCCCAGUGACGUCACUCCUGGUCAGCUGGCGGCGUGCGACCUGAGCCGACGCUGCCAGCGGCGUGAAGACCUGAGUCACGCGAUCUUCGGCUGGCUGCUGUAUGACGGUCACGUGACCAAGGGAAGAGGUGUGGGUCCGUUUGGAGACACUCUGUCCCCACUCCCACCUCACUCCCACCUCACUCCCACCUCCCAAUUCCCGUCUCGGCCUUUUCAAUGCUUGUCCUGGACCACCGAAACCAGCGCUAACACAUAAUGGGAACUGCAGAUAUCUCUUCGUCUUUGGGGACACCUGGUUUCCGCCCUUUUCCCUUCAAUGCAGUUUGUAGAGCUCCGAUUAUGCAGGUGAUCCUAGCGAGGCGUCGCUACGUUGAUUAUCUCGGCCGAUUCUGCAGCCAAAAUACACUUAACCCUUGAAACCAAGUGUCAUCUGUGAUGGGAAAUUUGCGUUGCAGCCUACAAAGACAUUUGUCUGGCAAAAGUUGAUAUGAGGGCGCGGAGCGCUGCAUGGCUCCACUAUAGCAGAACACGGUAGCGACAACUCAGAAAAUGCUGAUUCAAUGCACAGCUAAUGUGGGUAAGUGGAUAAUGAUAAUGUACCUUAAUGCGCUGGCGGAGCAGCCCACACAUAUUUAUAAAAAAGUGCAGCCAGGUCUUUCGUCAUUGUGCCUAUUGGAUAUAAAUCCGCCUCCAACGAUUUCUUCUCCAAAUAAUUUACCUUAUUUUGAACAAAAACCAUUAAAUGCGUGCUGGCUUUCUAAUACGCGACCUUCCGGGAUAACAACUCCUAGUCUGUUCUUUUGAAUAAUAGCAUUCGAACUGUGGUGCGCAAAAUGACCUUUGCAGUCGACGCGCCCGAAAACACCAAUGAACGAACGAACCUUCGAACUGUCU
Messenger RNA from Pollicipes pollicipes, 1201 nucleotides. RefSeq lists its product as uncharacterized. NCBI's taxonomy places the organism in Eukaryota, Metazoa, Arthropoda, Thecostraca, Pollicipedomorpha, Pollicipedidae. The record is from RefSeq and is a predicted model, not a curated record.